Messenger RNA from Artibeus jamaicensis (Jamaican fruit-eating bat), 2809 nucleotides. RefSeq names its product protocadherin gamma subfamily B, 7 (gene PCDHGB7). Gene Ontology annotation, cellular component: plasma membrane. Lineage: Eukaryota; Metazoa; Chordata; Mammalia; Chiroptera; Phyllostomidae. Gene Ontology annotation, molecular function: calcium ion binding. Gene Ontology annotation, biological process: homophilic cell-cell adhesion. The record is from RefSeq and is a predicted model, not a curated record. The coding region runs from base 337 to 2784 and encodes 815 amino acids. The transcript has 2 exons.
UAUCUUACAUUCAAAGAAAAAGAUUGCCUGAAAUAGAGAAAAUCUAGACUGCAGUUCCACAAGGGGACUCUGGGCGCCGCUGUCGGCCAGUGCAGGGCGAGCGCUGAUGCUCAGGAUUCCUCGGCCUUCAGCUCAGGAUUUCCUGCGCAGCCUCCGACACAGAGGGAAACCCGCUUACACUAGGGCUCCCGGCUGCGCAGACUCGCCCUGCAGAAGCGGAAUCGCAGCCCCAAGACUGGGGUCUCCGCCUGUCCUGGGCUGAGUGCUCUUCCAGUGCGGUAGUGAGCACUUUCUCCAACUGGAAAGACUGAGACCCAGCGGCAACUAGAGCGCAAGAUGGGAGGGAGCUGCGCGCAGAGGUGCGGAGCCAGCCGGCUGCAGGUACUGUUUCCCCUCCUGCUGCCUUUGUUCCACCGCGCGCUCUGCGAGCCGAUCCGCUACUCGAUUCCCGAGGAGCUGGCCAAGGGCUCGGUGGUGGGGAACCUCGCCAAAGAUCUAGAGCUCAGCGUUCUGGAUGUAUCAGCUCGGAAGCUGCGGGUUAGCGCGGAGAAGCUGCUUUUCAGUGUAGACGCGGAGAGCGGGAACUUACUGGUGAAGGACCGAAUAGACCGUGAGCAGAUUUGCAAAGAGAGAAGAAGAUGUGAGUUGCAGUUGGAAGCCGUGGUGGAAAAUCCCUUGAAUAUUUUCCAUAUCAUUGUGAAUGUUGAGGAUAUUAAUGACCAUGCCCCUCAAUUCCAUAAAGAUGAAAUAAACUUAGAAAUCAGUGAAUCUGUCAGCCCAGGAACGGGAACAAUUCUUGACUCUGCAAAAGAUCCUGAUAUAAGUAUGAAUUCACUGAGCAAAUACCAACUAAGUCCUAAUGAAUAUUUCUCUUUGGUGGUAAAAGACAAUCCCGAUGGUGGCAAAUAUCCAGAAUUAAUACUGAAGAAGAACCUGGACCGAGAAACGCAGAGCGCCCACCACUUAGUACUAACAGCCUUAGAUGGUGGCGAUCCGCCACGAAAUGGCACUGCUCGGAUCCGAAUCCUGGUGGUGGAUGCCAAUGAUAACCCCCCUGUGUUCGGCCAAGAUGUGUACAGGGUCAGCAUUCCAGAGGACGUGCCCCUCGGCACCUCUGUGCUGAGGGUGAGUGCCACAGACCAAGACGAAGGCUUCAACGCAGAGGUCACCUAUUCCUUCUUUGGUGUGGCUGAUAAAGCCCAGCACGUGUUCUCUUUGGAUUCUGCUACAGGAAACAUUAUAACUCAUCAACCCUUGGAUUUUGAAGAAGUAGAAAGAUAUAUAAUGGAUAUAGAAGCAAAGGACCGAGGAUUUCUCUCUACACGAUGUAAAGUAAUUAUAGAUGUUCUAGAUGAAAACGACAACAGCCCAGAGAUAAUUCUCACUUCUCUCUCUAAUGAGAUUUUGGAGAAUUCCCCUCCAGGAACCGUUGUUGCCCUCUUCAAGACUAGGGACCGGGAUAAUGGAGGAAAUGGAGAAGUCAUAUGUAAUAUAGGAAGAGCUGUUCCUUUCAAGAUUUACUCCUCUUCUAAUAAUUACUACAAGCUGGUGACUGAUGGGGCUCUGGACCGAGAGCAGACUCCAGAAUACAACGUCACCAUCACAGCCACCGACAGAGGCAAGCCGCCCCUCUCCUCCAGCACCACCAUCACUCUGCACAUCACCGACGUUAACGACAACGCCCCGCUUUUCCAACAGUCCACCUACCUGAUCCACGUGCCAGAAAACAACCCGCCCGGGACCUCCAUUGCGCAGGUCAGCGCCUCCGACCCCGACCUGGGGCCCAACGGCCUCAUCUCCUACUCCAUCGUGGCCAGCGACCUGGAGCCACAGGCGCUGUCCUCCUACGUGUCCGUGAACGCGCAGAGCGGCGUGGUGUUCGCGCAGCGCGCCUUCGACCACGAGCACCUGCGCGCCUUCCAGCUGACGCUGCAGGCCCGCGACCAGGGCUCGCCAGCGCUCAGCACCAAUGUCAGCCUGCGCGUGUUGGUGACCGACCGCAACGACAACGCGCCAAGGGUGCUUUACCCGGCGCUGGGUCCCGACGGCUCUGCGCUCUUCGACACAGUGCCGCGCGCCGCGCAGCCGGGCUACCUGGUCACCAAGGUGGUGGCUGUGGACGCGGACUCGGGACACAAUGCCUGGCUGUCCUACCACGUGCUGCAGGCCAGCGAGCCUGGACUGUUCAGCCUGGGGCUGCGCACGGGCGAGGUGCGCACAGCGCGAGCUUUGGGCGACAGAGACGCGACCCGCCAUCGCCUGCUGGUCGCUGUGCGCGAUGGGGGACAGCCGCCUCUCUCGGCCACUGCCACGCUGCUCCUGGUCUUCGCUGACAGCCUACAAGAGGCCCUGCCGGACCUCAGCGAACGCCCCACACCCUCUGACCCCCAGGCUGAGCUGCAGUUUUACCUGGUGGUGGCCUUGGCCUUGAUCUCGGUGCUCUUCCUAUUGGCCGUGAUUCUGGCCAUUGCUCUGCACCUGAGACGCUCCUCCAGUGCGGCCACUGGCGGCUGCUUUGGGUCUGUUCUUUGCUCCAAAUCUGGACUGGAGAUUCCCCCCAACUACAGUGAGGGUACUUUGCCCUAUGCCUAUAAUUUGUGUGUGCCUGGGGAUCAGACUAAUUCAGCAUUUAAUUUUCUAACAUCUGCUGAUCAUUGUCCAGCCAGGCAAGAUUCUCUCAACAAAGACAGCUCUUCAGCACUAUUGGGUAGCAUUCUAACUGCUAGUGUUGACGCAGAUAAGAAGGCUUUAAAGCAGUCGGCGCGGGGCUUCGCAGAUACAUAAGCUGGAUCACAAUAAACCGGCUCAA